Carya illinoinensis is the source of this 1544-nucleotide messenger RNA. RefSeq names its product probable sarcosine oxidase. The transcript has a single exon. Bases 143 to 1366 code for a protein of 407 amino acids. The record is from RefSeq and is a predicted model, not a curated record. NCBI's taxonomy places the organism in Eukaryota, Viridiplantae, Streptophyta, Magnoliopsida, Fagales, Juglandaceae. Gene Ontology annotation, molecular function: sarcosine oxidase activity; flavin adenine dinucleotide binding.
AGGAUCACCUAUGCUACUGAGAAACUUCGCACCAGAUGGCAGAUUCCCAGAAGUAGGUGCUUUUAAGAGGUACCCUUCUAAAAAAACUUUCACGUCGCAUCCAACCCACUAAAAUUAGCCUCCAAAAUAUCCCGUCAGUGAGAUGGCACUUUCUGGCGAAGAAUUUGAUGUUAUUGUCGUCGGUGCAGGCGUCAUGGGCAGCUCCACUGCCUACCAAGUCGCCAAACGGGGUCACAAAGCGCUCGUACUCGAGCAAUUCGAUUUCUUGCACCACCGGGGCUCAUCUCACGGCGAGUCCCGCACCAUUCGCGCAACCUACCCCGAGGACUACUACUAUCCCCUGGUCAUGGAGUCGUACAAGCUCUGGGAGGAGUUCGAGUCCGAAAUCGGCUACAAGGUCUACUUCAAGGCCCAACAUCUAGAAAUGGGCGCGUCCGACAACGAGUGCCUCCGCGAGACCAUAAACACUUGUCACAAACACUCCAUCCCGCACGAAAUACUCGACAGCAGACAAGUGGCCGAAAAGUUUUCCGGCGCGUUCGAUAUUCCGGGGAAUUUUCUUGGAGUGUUUUCCGAGUAUGGCGGCGUGAUAAAGCCCACGAAGGCAGUGUCCAUGUUCCAAACACUAGCGCUUCAAAAGGGUGCUGUUCUUAGAGACUGCAUGGAAGUGAAAGAUAUCAGAAAAGACAGCGUCAAAGGGGGCGUAUGGAUUCACACAAGCAAUGGCGAAAAGUUCUGGGGCAAAAAAUGCGUGGUGACUGCAGGGGCUUGGACGAGAAAGUUAGUCAAAAUGGUAAGUGGGCUCGAGCUACCUAUACAACCCUCGGAGAGUACAGCGUGUUAUUGGAGGAUUAAGGAGGGGCACGAGGCAAAGUAUGCAAUCGGAGGGAAUUUUCCGACGUUUGGGGACUGUGGGGAACCGUAUAUAUACGGCACACCAUCGCUGGAGUUUCCGGGGUUGAUCAAGGUGGCUGUGCAUGGUGGGAAUCCAUGCGAUCCGGACAAGAGGCCAUGGGGGCCAGCAAAGGGAUUAGAAUAUCUGAAAAAAUGGGUUGGGGAGAAGCUGGCAGGGCUAGUUGAUUCCGGAGGGCCGGCGGCAACGCAGUUGUGCAUGUAUUCGAUGACGCCGGACGAGGAUUUCGUGCUUGAUUUCUUGGGCGGGGAGUUCGGAAAGGAUGUUGUGAUCGGAGGUGGGUUUUCUGGGCAUGGGUUCAAGAUGAGCCCCGCGGUGGGGAGGAUACUGGCUGACCUUGUGCUUACUGGAGAGGCAGGAGUGGAGCUAAAGCCCUUUAGGAUUGCAAGGUUUGAGGAGAAUCCUAGAGGAAACUUCAAAAUCUUUUUAUCAUGUUCCUCAUCAGAAGUCUGAAAAAACCUUCGAUCUAUUUGUGGCCCUAGACUAGAGGCCAGGAAUGUCUCGACUAAUUUGCGUUCAGAAGUCAAUCACUCUAUUCACUUCCCAGAGCGUGAAUAAACACCCUUUCUAUUGAGUUUGUAAAAAAUUAUGGUAUGCUUGUUGCCAGUGUCAUCUUAUCAAUUCUGCUGCA